Molecule: messenger RNA, 795 nt
Organism: Myzus persicae (green peach aphid)
Lineage: Eukaryota; Metazoa; Arthropoda; Insecta; Hemiptera; Aphididae
Exons: 4
Coding region: 1-795 (264 amino acids)
Source: RefSeq, a predicted model, not a curated record
AUGCUACAAACCAAGGUAGGUUACCGAUCUAACCAAAGUGCACAAGAACGUGAUGACCGAAAUGAACGUGAAAUAAUUCGGAUAUCAUUAACGCAUGAAGCGCGAGCUCGACAUUCAACUAAUAAUCGUGCAAGUUUAAAUCGAGUUGCUUUCAGUUACGAUGUGUCAAUUGACUACACCAAUGGAUUGUGUUGCGCAAAUGGUAAAGUGAAAUUGAUACCAUUGGAUCCACCACCAGAGCAAUUGUACUCAUUGGUUUCCGGAAUAGGAACAGAUUCCAUACACUUUUUGACAAAUAUCCAACAAUAUAACAAUUGUUUUCAAAUGACUUCAUUUGGGGCAACAAAUGUAGUUCCGGAAAAUUAUCUGAUGCUAUCUGAUAAUUACAAAAUUGUAAUCAGAGCUGAUAAAACACCCGCGGGUCAACAUGCAAGACGUUUUAAUGCACCAACUAUUGACGAAGUUGCUAUCUUUGUAGUUGGGGAAAACUUUGAAUCCCGUGAUAUUGUUUUAAAUUUUCGGAAUGAUCGAUUACAAAGUUCUGAAACCUACAAAAAAGUCAGUUCAAUGAACUAUUAUUCAUACCGCCUAAUGAUUCGAGAAAAUGAAGACAAUCACAUAUUGAAAUGUCGGCGAUUAUAUCACAAAUAUGUUGUUGACAUGUAUGUUAAAAUUGAAACGGAGAGAUUAACAUUCAUCAGGUUUAAUCAGACCAAACUCCGAUCUGAAGAGUAUAUUCACCUUCGAGAAGCGAUUAAUACUGAUUGUUUACGCCACCAGUACUCCUUAUACUAA